Molecule: messenger RNA, 198 nt
Organism: Prunus armeniaca (apricot)
Lineage: Eukaryota; Viridiplantae; Streptophyta; Magnoliopsida; Rosales; Rosaceae
Source: the annotation of a GenBank genome assembly
AUGUCAUCAGGAACUAGGCACUUAGCAUUCAAAUAUUUGUCAGUAAGAGAGAAUGUCAAGUUUGGCUUUGUAAGGAUUGAUGACAUUGACACUCACUUGAUGAUAGCUAAUCUAUUCACUAAAGGUUUGCCAAAUGGUGUUUUCCAUGGACAUAUCAGAAACAUGGGAUUAGUGUCGAGUUUUGAUAGGCUGGAUUAG